GGGAAAUGGUAGCGAAUUGAGGAAUGCAGUUGAACAGAGGGAUCUAGGAAUAACUGCAUAGUUCCCUGAAGGUGGAAUCUCAUGUAGAUAGGGUGGUAAAGAAAUCUUUUGGUGUGCUGGCCUUUAUAAAUCAGAGCAUUGAGUAUAGAAGUUGGAAUGUAAUGUUAAAAUUGUACAAGGCAUUAGUGAGGCCAAUUCUGGAGUAUGGUGUACAAUUUUGGUCACCAAAUUAUAGGAAAGAUGUCAACAAAAUAGAGAGAGUAGAGAGGAGAUUUACUAGAAUAUUGCCUGGGUUUCAGCAACUAAGUUACAGAGAAAGGUUGAACAAGUUAGGUCUUUAUUCUUUGGAGCACAGAAGGUUAAGGGGGGACUUGAUAGAAGUCUUUAAAAUGAUGAGAGGGAUAGACAGAGUUGACGUGGAUAAGCUUUUCCCACUGAGAGUAGGGAAGAUUCAAACAAGAGGACAUGAUUUGAGAAUUAAGGGACAGAAGUUUAGGGGUAACAUGAGGGGGAACUUCUUUACUCAGAGAGUGGUGGCUGUGUGGAAUGAGCUUCCAGUGGAAGUGGUGGAGGCAGGUUCGAUUUUAUCAUUUAAAAAUAAAUUGGAUAGGUAUAUGGACGGAAAAGGAUUGGAGGGUUAUGGUCUGAGUGCAGGUAGAUGGGACUAGGUGAGAAUAAGUGUUCGGCACGGACUAGAAGGGCCGAGAUGGCCUGUUUCCGUGCUGUAAUUGUUAUAUGUUUAUAGCUUUACUUUCCUUAUCACAUGUUCUUUAUAUUCUUCAUCUAGCAAAUCAUUCAGUUACUUUCACUUAGUAUUGAAUUGUACAAAGGUUGAUCUGGCCUAGGAAGUAAAACAGUGUUUCUUACAAUAACCAAACCGUUCAUGGAUAUAAAAUGGUGUAAAGGGGUGAAGCAAGGAUGAACAUUCUGACUCUUUGCAGUGUGGUCUCAUUUAUUUCAGCAUCAGAUACCCUUGAGCUGGAGAUAUUUGCAAGUCCACUGAUGGUAUUUGUAAAUGACAAUGUGACUCUGAAAUGCGUGGUUACUGGGUCUGGAAACGUUGACUUAAAUAAGAUGGCAGUCAUAUGGACCCUUAAUGAGAAAACAGAAGUGUUUUCCUUUGAAGGAGGAACUAAACAGCAAAAUCGAUCUGGUGCCAAUAUUUCUGAGGCUGAAUUACUGAAGGGAAACGCUUCAAUUCAUCUUCCAAAAGUCCAGAUCUCUGACGAAGGAAUGUACACAUGCACUGUGUUUAUCGUCCCUGAAAGUGACAGUCGCUUUUCAACAAUGCACGUGUUAGCUCGACCAAACGUUAUAUUGACACAGUCCAUCACAACUGAGAAAGGUUCAGAAGUUUCUCUGACAUGCAAAGCCAGUGGAUUUUACCCUCGACCGAUAAAGAUCACCUGGGUGAAGAUAACAGGAAGAAGAAAUGUUUCCAUGACUAACUAUACAACUCAAAUCACUGCCAAUGGUGAUCGCACUUUCAAUGCUGAGAGUGAACUGAAGAUUCACCCGACAUUGAAGGAUAAUGGUGAUCAAUACAGAUGCGUUGUGACACAUCAAACAUUACUGAAUGGUCUCACAAUAGAACCUUCUCUCAUCGUGCCAGAACGUGGAAAAACUGGACUGAUUAUCGGAGGCAUCUGUGGCAUCAGCAUAUUUCUCUGUGUUGUGUGCAUAGCAUUUUAUACCUGGAAGAAGAAAUUUAAAGGACAGGUAAAUACAACGGACGUUGAAGACCCAAACCGUACACCACUUAUCGCCAAGACGGGCUCACAAACUGCACGAGGUAAUUGAUUAUGGUGAUUAAUUAUAUCGAAUACAAGAUUCCUAUUCUUCCCACGACACACACAAUUAGAUGAACUUUUAAACCAAGUUUAGAAACAUUAGCACAAAACCACGGGUGCUGUCUGU
Leucoraja erinaceus (little skate) is the source of this 1917-nucleotide messenger RNA. RefSeq names its product CD276 antigen-like. Lineage: Eukaryota; Metazoa; Chordata; Chondrichthyes; Rajiformes; Rajidae. The record is from RefSeq and is a predicted model, not a curated record. Bases 919 to 1800 code for a protein of 293 amino acids. Gene Ontology annotation, biological process: T cell costimulation; immune response; cellular response to lipopolysaccharide. Gene Ontology annotation, cellular component: external side of plasma membrane. The transcript has 5 exons.